Molecule: messenger RNA, 4260 nt
Organism: Durusdinium trenchii
Lineage: Eukaryota; Dinophyceae; Suessiales; Symbiodiniaceae
Source: the annotation of a GenBank genome assembly
AUGAAAAUGGCACAGAGUCGAUUGGAAGCUGGGACCCUUGCACGGGUGCAUGGCCUGCGAACGGUGGCGGAGUUGAAUGGAAGCACGGUUCACUUGCAUAAAUGGGACGUCGUGGCGCAGCGCUGGAUCGUCAGCUUGCAAGAUGGAUCUGUGAAGUCCAUUCGUCCACAGAACUUGUUGAGACUACCCUCCUCUCGAGCAAGUUUUUCAAGUCCUCCAGCACAUACAGAGGCAACAGGAGACGCUUCGCAGUCUGGAGCACAAUUUGACCGUGAGGAGCUGAAGAGCUUAGCUCGUCAGAUGCUCACGGACUGCGAGGCAGACCAGGUCCUUGAUGCUUUAAGUACAGAAGAGCUGCUGGAGCUGGUGCAAACCUUGCAGACAGACGCGUCGGGUGGCUACCCGCGUGGGGAAGAGACUCAGCCCGCCGCAAGUGCAGCAAACACACAGGCCACAAGCAUGUCACCAGAAAGGGGAGGUUUUCAAGAGCGCUUGGAACAUUUGGAGCUGGAAGAAGCUCGUGUCAAGUCGCUUGUGGAGGCCCAAUCCAAACUAGCCAAAGAGCUCGAAGCGCGAGAGGAAGCCUUGCGACUUGCAGAAGAGCGCUUGGAACAACGUCGGGCAGAACCCCCAGAGGCAGUUGCAGUGAAGAUCCCCUUUGUCAUAUCUGACGAGGAAUCCCCCGCAUUGAAGGCGGAACGUGCUGAGCUUCAAAGACUCCGUGACGAGGUUGAAGCAACUGCCAGGGAGAUGGAAGCAAGACAGCAAGCUGCCAAGCAGCAAGCCAAAAACUUCGAAGAGCGGGAGUUGCAGCUUCUAGAGGAGGAGUCGGCGCAAUUGCAUGCUGCGUCCGCGUUGAAGGAAGAAGAGGCCCGCUUGGAAAUGCAACGACGCAGCCUUGGGAUGCUGCAACAGGCUCUUCUCAAAGGAGCCAGUGAGGCCAAAGGGCCUGCAACUGGCGUGACCACUGAGCACUCGCUUGAUGACGAGACAUUUAACCAGCACGAAGAGACCGCAGCAGGAGCCAGCAGCGGUGGAGAUGACGAGGUCUGGGAGUUGGAUUGGAGCAGUGCUUUUGGAGAGACGCGCGGCACUCCAGAGACGCGCAACGUGAAGAGAAUGGCGCUGAUCCACAGCAGGCCAGUAGAUUCGAGGAUCGCCAACUACCAGAAUUUUGAGAUUAGGCAGACCACCCGAAUCACGGUGAACGUCGAGGCGACUGCAGAGAGGUCAGAAGUGGUGGAAGAGGUUUCGACAAGAAACUAUGGCGUCCUGGUCUUCAUCAUGGUACUGAUGCUGAUGGUUGCAGGGCUCGCCUGGGCAGUGUGGUGGCUAUGGCGAGUGGUGGAAGAGCUGAAGGUGAAGAUCGCAGAUGCCAAGGAUAGCUCCUAUGUGAAUGGUGUCUCAACAAGAGCCUACGUGCAAGGCAUGCGAGAGGAGAUGAAGACAAUGAAGGGCUACAUCGAGAGGAUUCAUCGAGGAUUGGUGAAAGCCUCUGGAUAUGUCGACAAUGAAGAGGUCAAGGAAGAGGAUUGGAAGCAUUGGGACUACAUUCAACGUUCCAACAGGGACUUCGAUUGGAGACGAAUCCAUGCCCAGAUCAAGGCAUACAAAGAAGCGUGUGAGAAGGAUGAUGGGCCUAUCGACUUGAGGCCAUAUAGAAACACCGAAGACGAAGACAUGGAGGACGAAGAGGAAGAGACGGUGACAGUCCGUCUCGACAGUGGUGAAGUGGUUGAGAUCCCGGCUCGAUUCAUCGAGGCGCGGGAACCAGAGAGCGAAGCUCCCGCGGUUUCAAUGGAGGUGACUGAGCAACCGGGUGAAGUAGAGUGGGCAGAGGAAGAUCUGCCAGUACCAGUGUCAAGGAUCGAAGAUCCAACGAUAGGUCAGGCAACAAGUUCCUGGAUCACAAAGGAUGAAUUUAAUGCUUUGGCUGAGUUUGAUGGCCCUGAGGCAAGAUCAGGCCUACGAGCCAAGCAGCACAUGUUGAAGCUCCAAGAUGAGUGGACAAGGGCCGACCGUGAAGGGAACCACGAAAGGAAGCUUGAGAUUUACACCAUGAUGGAUGUGCGCUAUCCCUUCAUGGAUUCGGUCAUGGUUCCGGAAAGUUCCGGUGCAGAUGCAAAAUGCUGUUGGGGGCCUGAACUGGUCAAAGUGCUCAGCGCGAACGAUGGAGCUGGGAAGCAUACCUAUGGGCAUGAGCGCUUUCCUGCCGGGCUUCAGUUGUUGAAGCUCAUGUCAGACCACAAGGUCAUGCAUCGCUUGGGAGCUGCGUUGGAGCCGGUCAGAGCGUCCACGUACUUGCGCUGGGCUGUGUCGAGCUUAGAGGUCUAUGGAGGAGACUAUGAUGGGGACAUUGGCUUCCAGGACGGCCUGUAUGGCGCAGAUUCCGCGGGCGAACAAUCGGCCGAGCCCUCGAAGAUUUUACGGUCGGCUGCCAGUGGGCCGUCGGGCUUCUGUCGCGAGGUUGAUGACGAUGCCGCCUCAGAAGUCAGCUCAGCGAAGGCAGAGCCAAAGAAGGAGAAUGCGAACGCACACGAGCAGGAAGUAGUGGACGUAGCAGAUGAGGCAGUUCUGCGGCUCGGCGGUGCCCAUCUUGGUGGUUAUGGGGAAUCAGAUGUCGCUUAUGCAUACCGACAACUGGCCAGAGUUUUGCACCCGGACAAGUGGCAGAAUGAAAGAGAGAAAGAGAAAGCUGUCGCAGCAAGCGCCUUCAAACGACUCUCGGAGGCUGCUGAUGAGCUCCGGCAAGCUCUUGCGGAGCAACGACAUGUAUUGAACACCCUAUUUGCCUUUACCGGGCGCACUGCUACCGCUGAAAUGUUGGAAAGACCGCAAGAAGCGAUCUUUGCCGAGGCUUGCCGCUUGCUGCACUUAGUCAGCACAACUGCCGGUGAAGGCCACAUAGAUCGGGUGGCAUUGAACAGAGCUGCAGCUUUGAACUCACAAAAGGCUUUGCUAUUGGCAUCUGAAUGGUUUAAAAAGACAACUCUCUUGGAGCUGUUUGGAGGAACAUCCGUGAGGGCUUCAUAUGAUUGCGCGCCCAAGCGGUAUCGUGCACAGUUUCUUUGCCUUCUCUAUCGCUUGCUGUUGAUUGAGACUCGUCAAUUUGGGGAGCUUUCAUGCAGACCUGCUUGGACAAAGAUCCUGCAGAACUUCCCAGAGCUCGCCUUGUGGCAAGAUUUCCGUGAGCGAUUGCAAUGCCAUGUUUGGGACAACAGCAGCGACCCGACGCCCGUGGAACCCCGCGCUUAUGCAGAUGAGGUGACUCCAUCGCCGGAGGAUGAGGGGCCGAUGGAUGAUGCCACCAAGGCGCAGAAACUUCUGGAUACUUACUGGACGCCCCUGACAGGCCCUGUUUUUCAGACGGCCUACGAGAAGCUUCGGCACCGUGGCAAGAUGACUCUUCAGCUGGGCCUCAUGCAGCUGCUGGAAGAAGCCACACAGGAGGCUGUGACACAAAUUGGUGAGAAGAACUUGAAGGUAACUGGGAGCGGCACUCCGAGCACUGCGAGCGGCGACCGCGGAGCUUGGAAGUUCAAGCAGUCAGUCGAAUUGGUCAAGGAGCAUUGCAAGGAUGAGUCCAUCCGGCGAAAAGCUUUAGAGUUAGAGCGAAUGGUGGACUAUCCUGGAAAAAAUGGCGACAAAGAGACUGCACCAGGAAGUUUGGAGAAGAAGGAGAACAAGUUGAACGAGAAAGAUGAGGGACCGGGAAAGAAGCCUGCGGAUGUUGAGGGCGGGAACCUUCGAAUAGGACGUAGCUCCGAUGGAAAGCCAACGUAUAGACGUCAUUGGGAUGUGAAAGAAGGAGAAAGAGAAAACGCGCAGGACGAUGUAAAGAGAGAAUGUGCAGCAUGGGCUCGUCCAUGGCGACUGGCCAUAGCUGCCAUCCUUCCAUCAGGUGCAGAUGGUGUGCUGCCGUUGACUCAUCCGGAUUUGCGGCAACUUAUUGCCGACUUAUGGUUCCAGGAGAUUUUGACAUGGUCAGAGAGUCAAGACAGCAGGUGCCUUGGGCUUUUCAAAGCAGAUGCUCAGACGCCCCAAACAUUUGGUUGGGCUGGCAGAUCGAAGGCUACACGUGGGCUGGAUCCUGACUUCCCAAUUUGUGAAUGGGCUUUCGUUCCUAUGUCUGACCUACUCCUCGUAGUAGCCGAGGGCAUUAUCGGAAUAACAUCAGAAGGUGUUUUUGCUGACAACUUCCCCAACCAUCAACGGUUCUCAUUGGAGGAGCUGCGUGAGAAGGUGGAUGGAAGAAGCUAG